Molecule: messenger RNA, 2739 nt
Organism: Pseudocercospora fijiensis CIRAD86
Lineage: Eukaryota; Fungi; Ascomycota; Dothideomycetes; Mycosphaerellales; Mycosphaerellaceae
Exons: 2
Coding region: 1-2739 (912 amino acids)
Source: RefSeq, a predicted model, not a curated record
AUGUUCGGCGUCGAUCCGCGUCUUGCCGCGAACGACACCGCGCUCUUCUGUGAAGCCACCUAUUAUCAGCAGGAAGUUCACGCAACCAUAGCGCUGCCUUCAAAGGCGGUGAUCAGUACCAGCCCAGCUGGCGAGAAGAUUCCGCUUCCAAGCGACAUGUUUAAUAUUAGCUCUUUCGAGUGGGCAAUGGCUUCUGGCAUGGAGCAAGUACCCACCCGGGGUGAAUAUCCAACGAGUAGCUUUCCAUCCCAGAAGUCCCGACUCCUCGACAUGCCUUUGAACCUGGAUUACAUCCCAAAGAUGGCUCCUUUCGCCAUAGCCACUUUACCGAGGCCAGCUGAAGAUUAUCUCGCGCCCGAUGUCCUUCGCCGAUCGUACGAAUCCGCUUAUCGCCUCUUGUUCUCCCGUCAACUUGUUGACAUACUUCAGGAUCGACAUGACCAGGCCACGGCACCUCCAGGGCGUCUAGAAUUCAUCACUCAAGCAGUCGUUAUUAUACCUGCGUUUGCAUAUGCGGCGUUGGUAUUACUUGGGCUCAUAUCCAUGACGACAUUCGGUGUCCUCUUGGGCAUUUCCAGGCGUCCAAAUCAGCUUCUGAGCGAUCCCGCUACGCUUGGCUCGUUGAUGGACUUGGUAUCAGCAGAUCAAAAUACCUCUGACGCAUUUGCCACCGUCGACAGCGAGCCAUCUGAUGGUUUGAGGGACAAGAUGAAAGAUCAAGAGUUCGCCCUGCUACCUGUCGCUGAUGCUGACCAUCCGGUGGUCAAGAUUCGCCAUUGUGCACCUCCAAAUCUCUACGCAGACUCUGCUGAUACCGCUCAAAGGACAGACAAGGAGCAGUGCAAAGCUGGCAUACGGCCUUUGGAGAUGAAAGUCAUCAUUGGCUCAAUGUUUCUUUUUGUCCAGCUUUCCGCCGUCGUAACAUUCGUGGUCCUGUAUAUCCUUUCUCAUAACAGCUCAGGACUGAAGCUGCCGUCGGAGUCAACAUUUGUCAGACAGCUGGUGGAGAACUACAUUCCGAUCGCCCUUGCAACUCUGAUUGAACCAUUCUGGAUAGUAUUGAAUCGCCUGCUUUCGCUGCUGCAGCCUUUCGAAGAGCUCCGCAAAGCAAAUGUCCCAGCUUCCAGGUCCAUUGAGGUCGACUACAGCUCCCUUCCGCCCCAGCUUCUCCUCGUGCGUGCCUUUUCGGCUCGUCAUUAUGUCUUGGGCACUGUAUGCAUGAUGGCUCUGCUCGCAAACGUGCUCGCAGUAGCGCUCAGCGGACUUAUGAACGAGCGUACCAUGAUCGUGGCUUCGGAGAGUCAACUGCAAACAUCCUACGAUUCAGUCUUGCUCAGCUCUAUCAACGGCACUGGUACACCACUGAACGGAGUUCUGGACGAUAAUUCCGAUGGCAGCAUGACUGUCGACCCAUUCUAUCGCAAGAUGUCCAACCUUACUGCAGAAACGCCCUUGCCUGCUUGGGCUGACGAUGAGCGCGCUUACCUCCCAGCCCGUCUGUCCGCCUUGAAUCAGAGUUCAAAUUUUCGACUCACGACCCCAGGGUUUGGUGCGCAGCUGAACUGUCAAGUGCUAACCACGGAGGGAGUUCCGAGGUACAAUAUGAAGUACAGCGAUGACGCUUCCGAGCUCGAUCUUGAGACCACCCUCGUCAAUGAUUCCGGUGCAGUCGUCAAUUGCAGCAAUUAUCGGAAUUGGGGUCGAGCAUUUUCGACAUUCAAUCUCAACACGCUCAGAGAUCCUCAGCCAGGUCACAUGGCCCUCGAGCUGAACAGCAUGCUGACAAGCCGCAACACCACGACUGAGCAUGACCUGUUCUGCCGGCAAAAUCUUGUAGCUGGCUGGCUUCGUGCAGAUUGGAGACUGAAAUCGGGCGAGACAAUGCCAGGAUCGAGCUUGGCGGCGUGGCCGAAGAUGGAUUUGCUCUCGCUGAACGCUACAAUGCUGCUUUGCAGACCCACCCUGGUCGCCUCAAAAGCCAAGAUCAGGGUAGACAGCAGUGGCCGCGUGCUUGAGGCCACUCCCGAGGGCAUGACCUCCCCUGGGGACGUGACCGUUCCCUCCGUCCUCGGCCUUCUUGCACAAGCCAAUCGCUACCUCAUCGAUAGCGGCGCUACCUGGCACAACGACUCCUUCCCCUCGGACUACAACAACUAUCUGAUGGUGAAGCAAUUUCCAAAUGCCAAAGAAAGUCUGAACGCAUCACUGCCAAUUCCAACCCCUUCCCAAGUCGUGGGUAACUUUGCAAAAGUAUACCAACAGCUCUUCGCCAUCUUCAUCGCGACGAACUUCCAAAACAUCUUCACGCCAAACUCGGGAAAAGUAGCACCGAUCUCGACUCAAGUCUUGACUCCUGAGACACGCAUCGUAUUCUCAACGCCAGCGUUCAUAAUCGUGCAGACGAUCUUGGGUUUAUACAUGAUUACAACGAUCUGGUUCUACGCACGACGACCUUGGAGAGUGCUGCCUCGCCUACCGUCGACGAUCGCUUCGAAUAUCGCUUACUUCGCCGCUAGCCGAGCACUCGUGGAUUUAUCCCGGCGGAACGCAGAGGACGCAAAAGAUUUGAGGCAAUCUUGGACCUGGAGCUAUGGCACAUUUUUGGGUGUCGAUGGCAAGGCUCACGUCGGCAUCGAGCGAGAUCCAUACGUGCUCGCUCCCGAUGAAGAUGGACUGUCGUCUUAUUCCGAAGAGGGCCUUGGGAUUUUUCCACCAGGACGGGACAUUGGAGUCAGCUGA